Messenger RNA from Talpa occidentalis (Iberian mole), 2422 nucleotides. RefSeq names its product TATA-box binding protein associated factor 9 (gene TAF9). Gene Ontology annotation, molecular function: transcription coactivator activity; protein heterodimerization activity; RNA polymerase II general transcription initiation factor activity. Gene Ontology annotation, cellular component: SAGA complex; transcription factor TFIID complex; transcription factor TFTC complex. The coding region runs from base 60 to 854 and encodes 264 amino acids. NCBI's taxonomy places the organism in Eukaryota, Metazoa, Chordata, Mammalia, Eulipotyphla, Talpidae. The transcript is spliced from 2 exons. The record is from RefSeq and is a predicted model, not a curated record. Gene Ontology annotation, biological process: DNA-templated transcription initiation; RNA polymerase II preinitiation complex assembly.
CAGGACUGAAAUACGUUAAUGUGGGUGAUUUAGCUCGAGAAGUCUGAUCACCGGAUAUCAUGGAGUCUGGCAAGAUGGCUUCUCCCAAGAGCAUGCCGAAAGAUGCACAGAUGAUGGCACAAAUCCUGAAGGAUAUGGGGAUUACAGAAUAUGAGCCAAGAGUUAUAAAUCAGAUGUUGGAGUUUGCCUUCCGAUAUGUGACCACAAUUUUAGAUGAUGCAAAAAUUUAUUCAAGCCAUGCUAAGAAAGCCACUGUUGAUGCAGAUGAUGUGCGAUUGGCAAUCCAGUGUCGUGCUGACCAGUCUUUUACCUCUCCUCCCCCAAGAGAUUUUUUAUUAGAUAUUGCAAGGCAAAGAAAUCAAACCCCUUUGCCAUUGAUCAAGCCAUAUUCAGGCCCUAGAUUGCCACCUGACAGGUACUGCUUGACUGCUCCAAACUAUAGACUUAAGUCUUUACAAAAAAAGGCAUCUACUUCUGCAGGAAGAAUAACAGUUCCAAGAUUAAGUGUUGGUUCAGUUACUAGCAGACCAAGUACUCCUACACUUGGUACACCAACCCCACAAACCAUGGCUGUUUCAACUAAAGUAGGGACUCCAAUGUCCCUUACAGGGCAAAGGUUUACAGUACAAAUGCCCACUUCACAGGCCCCAGCUGUAAAGGCAUCAAUUCCUGCAACAUCAGCAGUUCAAAAUGUUCUUAUUAAUCCAUCAUUAAUUGGGUCCAAAAAUAUUCUUAUUACCACAAAUAUGGUAUCACAAAAUACUGCCAAUGAAUCAUCAAAUGCAAUGAAAAGAAAACGCGAAGAUGAUGAUGAUGACGAUGACGAUGAUGAUGACGACUAUGAUAAUUUGUAAUCUAGCCUUGGUGCUUGUAACGUGUACUUGAUCUUGAAUCCAUUGUAUUGAGAUUAAACAUUGCAUGCUGGAUGUUUUCAAGUUCUGUUGUAGAAAACUUAAAAAGUAUUUAAUGAGUAAAUAUAGUUAACAUACCUUUCAAUUAAGAUGUUGCUUUUUCUUUAAUAGGAUUAUUAAUGGUUUUUCAUCAGCCUUUAAGUGUGAAAAAAUAAAGAUUUCAUUCAUCAAUUUGACUUUCGGUACUUUGGCAGUUAUGUUUUUAGAAGCAGUUUCCCCCUCAUCACCAACAGGAUUAACAGUUGCAACAACUGUUGUUUCUAUUCAUUAAUGCUAUAGUGUCACAUUUAUUACAUUCAGAUGUUUAGAGCAUAGUAUGAUCUCUGGUGUAUAGAUCACUCUUAAGGUCCAUUCUUUUAGAUUGCUGAUGGAUAGCCAUGUCUUUUUGGAGAGACUGUUUAAACUUUUCUACAUAGUGAAUCCUCACAUUUGAAUUUUCCUCCUCAAUUGCCCAAUUUUAUUAGGUCUCACUCUUCUGUCUCCUUGGUUGGUUUUUUAAGGAUCCUUGAUGUAUCUCCUAGUAUCUCCCCAAUUAAAAUUUAAAAAAAUCGUUUCCAUUCCUUUUUGCCAGGUCAAUUUGAUACUAUAAGCCAGUAUCAUGCUAAUAAUUUUAAUUCAACUCUGGCAUUUAAGUUACAAUUAAUAAAGCUUAGAUCAUUCUCUGUGUUAUGCCUCUAUGAAAUCUUUUUGUUACUUGAAGUUUACUUUCAUGUUUUUGACACGAUUUCAGUUAUUUUUCAGUUCUAAUCUCUGCUAUAUAAUCUAUCAUGAAUAGCACUGAGAGGAACAGUAACAACAGACCAAGGAUAAUUCACUGUGAAAGACUCAUCUUCCUCUUCAAUGGGCCUUCUCCUUGUUCUCACACCAUUUUAACCAAAGUUGUACACCAACAGCCUCUCCACUUCCUUGAUGAUAGGCUGUGGAAUCCAAGCCUUACAGGAGAAGUGGGUUCCCCGCCCUCAUCCUGCCAGAUAAAGGGUUUCUGGUCUCACUUGACAUGGUGUUAUAUGAGGUACUUUAAGUACCUCAUAUAAGUUUUCUCAAAAUGUACCAAUUUUUUCCCUCAGGUGCCAUUUGAAUUUAUCUAAAACAUCUUACUAAACUAUAAUAUGAGACAUCUAGUCUCCUUUUUUCCAAAUGAUGGUAUAUUUUAAGAUAAUCUAUGCAAUCAUCUAUGAAGGAGCAGUUCUCGACUGAGGGUGAAUUUGUCUGAUAAGACAUGUGGUAGUUACAACUGGGGUGGGAGUGGGACAAUCACUAAUAGAGGUGAGGGAUUCUAUUGAAUAUCCAGCAACUCAGAGAUAGUCCUCUGCUCUCUCUCCAUAACAGCAGUAUUUGAGCUGGUUGAGAAACUGCUAUAAGUAGAUGAGAUUUUUCCCCCCCCCUGGUUUUAAAUGUAUCUAAAUAGAAUUUGUUACCCUCCUAGUAAUGUUGAAUUGCUAUAUUUGUAAGAGACUAUCUUUAUGUCAUUGGAACCUAGGCAGGGAAAAUUAGUUGGACAAUAAAACUAA